Messenger RNA from Lethenteron reissneri (Far Eastern brook lamprey), 6155 nucleotides. Its product is annotated as death domain-containing protein 1-like. NCBI's taxonomy places the organism in Eukaryota, Metazoa, Chordata, Hyperoartia, Petromyzontiformes, Petromyzontidae. The record is from RefSeq and is a predicted model, not a curated record.
AUUUCAUUUUAUUGAGCAUUACGCUAUUAUAAUAUUCAGUGGUUUAUUACACGUUCAUAUUCAAUUACAAAUACUUUUACUAAAGUUAUUCUUUGAAAUGCCCUUAUAUUAACAAAUGUAAGAAGCUAUAGUGACUACAUAAUUACCUGGGUACACUGACAUCCUACAUUUAUUUUAUACUCAAAGUAAUUAAUUACAUUCAAUGUAAUUUUUUUACAGAAUUUAAUUAAUUUUCAUUACGUGUAUUAACACUGCAUUAUAUGAGAGUGAGAUGAAAUUACCAGUUUUAAACUGGACAUAAGAUAUAAUGAAUAGGGUAUAUAUAAACAUGGCUGCUGCGACAAUAAUCAGAAGCCAACACAAUGUGCCACCAUUAUCUUUAACUCUCUGCCUUAUGGGGAAAAGGUGGUUGGGCGGCGUUUACAAUCCAUUACAUUUGAUGAUGUAGCUGUAGGUGUUUGUGCCAGAGUGGUUGUUUUGGAGCAGCACCAUGGAACACAUUGAUUCCGAAGUCUCGAGUGGAGAAAAAUGUGAAGCAACUGAUGGACAAGGAAAAUACACAUUUGUACAAGUUCCGGAAGAUCAUCUAACGGGGUCUUUACAGACCAUUCAUAGCAAAGCGGAUGGGUCUGAAGUGCUGCAGGGCAGGGGGAAGGAACGCACGACCGACCAUGAUGAUUCCGACAGUGGAGAGAUUUCAGAUUGUGAGAAGAAAAACACCAGGGGCGAAUUUCGAUUGGACAGAAGUCAUGGCAUUCAAUCAAAGUUAAGCCAUGAAAGUCCUAAUGUAGAAAACGAUACCGACUUGAUAAACAGCACAAGCUCCACAGACGAGAGCCACAAGGAAAGGGACAUGUGUCAUGAAGACAGCACGCAGUUUAGAGAACGUUCUGAAGAACAACAAGAAGACAACGUGUAUGAGCAGGACAUACACUCUGUCAUGAAAUACAUGGAUGAGUUAUACAUGCAAGAGUCAGACUUUGAGGAAAGUGAUGAGAUUUCAGAUAAAUGUGACACUAAUAAAACAGGUCUCGAUGCAAGCAGCACGGACAUCCAGUCACGCGAGAUGAGUGAGCAAAUUGAAGAGGGUGCACGUUUAAAACACGGAAGUGAAGCCGAAAGAAAUGGUCACAGCACGGGAAAAUCUCAGGAAAAUGCAAUGAAGCACAAUGACAAAAAAAGUGAAAUUAUGUUUCAGGCGCACCAGGCCAGUCUCAAAGUUGUGCCUGGUAUAUGCAGUGAAGACGCUCAUGUUAGUCAAUUGGAUCCCGAUGAAAAUGAGAUUCCAUUUUAUAGUUCAGCCAUGCUUGCGAAUGAGCAGGUUGGCUCCUUACCUUGUGACCGACAAGAUAAUGAACUCUGUAACUACACUACAAAAGAACACAUCGCACAAACAAAAGAUAAGGAGACUAACGGAUACGUGACAAAAAGUUUGCUGGUGACGGGCUGGGAUGGUGAGCCGGAGGUAGCCUGCCUUAUCCGUGGCCCCCAACACCUCCUGGAGGAUCUGGGAGUCUCGUGUUAUCUCAGUGAUCGUUACCAGCAUCAUCAGCAGCAGAGUGAGGAUGACUAUCAAGAGCUGCUCAGCCACGUGCUGUGCCUGCAGCCAAAGGGGCAGCGCCUGCCCCAAGCCGUCACCAUCUGCGUGCCCUACACCGUGCGCGGGCCCGGCAGCCUGGCAGGCGAGGUCGUGGGCAAGAUCUGGCGCGGUGGUCCACAGUGGGAGGUCAUCCUACCCAAAGUUCUGGACUGCGUCUAUCCGGACAGCGAGGAUGACGUAUUUGCCGAGUUUUCACUGCACGAGCUACCGACCAUAGCCGUGGUGCUGCGUCUCACCAAUGAGCUCCUUCUGGUGGACAAGGAAGGAGGAUCCUUCAAAUCGAGCGUCGAUCCUCGCAUCCUCCUCAACAUCCCAGAGGACUUCACCAAAUCAUCCGUGCAGCUGUCACUGCAGGUGCAGCCGGUCCCAGUGGCGGUGGUCGCGAGCUUGCAAACCGCCCGGGACCCCCGCGAUGCCGACGCGUGUUUAAUUGCCACAAGCCCCAUCGUGAGCCUCGGCGGUGCUGCUAGAUUUAUGCGGCCGCUGGUUUUGGUGUUGCCGUGCCCCCGGUUCGCUGUCGGGGUGAGGGCCAGGACAGUGCCUACUGUGUCGAGUCACGUGGGAAGAAGCGUGACAACUCGACACAUCAGAAAACAGGAUGACGAGGUCCUUCGCCUGGUGGCCCAGCCCACAGUGGGAGGACACUGGACUGAGCUCAGCGACGUGAGGAUAUUGAGCAGGAAGAGUGACUCUGUGCAGGUCGAGCUUCACCGGCCAGUGAGGAGGCUGCUGCUGCUCAGGCUGGCGGCCCGGAGCCGCGGGGUUGCAAUGGCGGGAGCCGUUGUAGAGGCCGUGCGGUCACGCCAGGCGGUCGUGCUGGCACAGCGGCACGGGGCAGACGUAAGCCGGCUGGCUGUGGUAUGCUGCGCGCUGAGUGGACUGGAGGAGGCUGAAGAGGCCCUGCAGAAGGCUGGCUUCAGUGGUCCUCCCGGGCCCAGCCAUCCCUUCCCGGCGCACGAAGGACAGGAGUUGUAUCUCCACUUCACAAGCACUGGAAAUGUCAUGGCUAUCAGGACUGGCGUGAGCACUCAAAUGGCGUUGGGCGAGGUUGCGGUCGCGGUUCCCGAGGGCGAGCAGAGGCUCACGUUCCACGCUCAUCGUCACUCUCGGCUGCAGCUGCGUCUGUGUGAGCGGGACCCCUUCGCGAACCGCGGACAUCAGAACUACCGAGGCGCGCUGCAUGUGACGACUGCCAGCAGGGGGCGAGGGCACCUGCAGCUCUGCUCGCUGGCACUCACCCUCCCAAAGGUACAAUGCCAGGUCCACCGUGGGCCAAGUCUGUACCAGUGCCUCAUCCCAGAGGAUGGACCUCUUGGGCUGCGGGAUCUGCGUUGGCUGGCCCAGGAGCUGAGUGCAGCCGAGGUGGAGAAGGUGGUGCGGCGCCUGGGCGUGGGACGUGGUCGCAUUCAGGCGCUGCGCCUCCGCUCGCCGCACGACAAAUGUGAGCAGGCCCUGGCCCUGCUGUGCUGUUGGCGCGUCGGCCGCCCACACUUUAUUGACGAGCCCGUCGCUGUCCUGGCCUCCGAGCUGAUGCGUUCUCUGUCGCCUCGCCGAGGGCACCGCCUGGCUCAGCGGCUCACGAGCCAGGAGGAGUACCACAGAGAUGCUUGAUCCUCUGAUGGUGGACCUCGGUCCACGCAUAGUGAUACUUGGCGAGUGACAUAGAGCAACACAAAUUUUAAAAAAAGCUAAAUGUGCUACACACUCAAACCAGAAAUUAUCUGUGAUUAUCACAAGUCUUGGUCAGCCCCGAAAAUCAUUUGAUGACAACUGAGUGAUGUGGCUAUGCUUUCUGCGACAUGCUUCAUGAUGGAUGGUGUAUGGUUAGAGCUUGGGGGGGGAUUGUUGACUAGAUUAUAACAUGGUAGCUGCCUUUGGGUUUUCAACAUAGGCAUGUCAACUGACACCUCUAUCACCUUUAUCAGACUGUUUUCACUUGGAGAAGUUGCACUUAAUUGUACUCAAGAGUGAUCGUUUUGGUGGACCACUGAGCAGCAAAGGAAUGACAGAGAGGAAGGUCGUCACGCCAAUUGUCCUGUCAUUGCUCCAUAAAAUUGCUACACGAGGACUCAGCGUAACAUUAAUGGUAUGCAGUGCACUAUAAUUGAAAGAGGAUAAGGGGGAGUGAGUGGGGCCUAUCAGAAUUGUGUUCGGUGAACCGCAGAUGCCUCCACAAAUGUAAAACGAGAAUGCCACUAUUUGUACUCGAGAAGGGGAUUUAGUAAAUGUGAACGAAAGUUGUGUUAGAGGUGGCUGCCUCCAAUCCUUACUUUGCCACCACUCUCUUUUGUGGGAGAAACAUCUAAAUAAAUCAGGUUGUUAUACUAUUGUAGUGGCGAUAACUACUCGCUGUUCACAAGCUGUGAGAGAGCAGUUAGUAAACAAGGUUUUCCCGCUCAAUCAAACAGUUAGGGUCAAAUGGGGUGAGGUAGGAUCCAAACGCCAGAUUGGGAAGGACCAAUCGGACGAGGUCCACGACGUGGCCAGGGAUUGGUCAACCCGGCCACGGACAGGUAUAAAAGCCGGAACGCUGAGAGCUCUUGGUUAGUUCUGCUACACGAAGACCCAAGUCGGCCGAAGACAGCUAGGACCCUGGACCAAGCCUUCCAGCCCUUGUCAGGGCUGGGGCUCAGUGUAACCAGUGGUCAGGGAAGAUAGGUCCUGGAUAGGACCCUGGCUCCCAGCCUUCCCGCCUUGUGAGGGCAAAGGUCUUGAGCGACCAAAGGUCGGGGACCCGCCGGGCCAGCAGCGGGUCAGUGUGCCUCCCCUAGGUCCCAGCCGGAGGACGCUAGGCUAGCGGGGAGAUCACAUAGCCGGCAAGUCCGGAGGCUGUAGCUCCUUAGAAUAGGAGCGAAGUGUGAGUGUGAGCUGUGCAGGGUCGGAGGCUGUAUCUCCUCAGGUUAAUGGGUAAGGGGACCGUAUACCCCACUUCUGACACCAGUUGUAGUGUUGUCCGUCCUCUACAACACUACACUAUGUACAGUCCAGACUGUUUUAAUCCAUAUUGAGUGCACGGCAGAUACAUUUACAUCAUCCCUCCAGCAAUGAGUUGCAUAUGCCCAUGCACAUGCCUCACUGUAACCUGUACGAAUUGCAAACUAGAUUGGCAUUCACUCUUGUACAUAUGUAGUUAUUGACUCAGAGACACUAAGAGUCGGAGGCACUCUUUAUUAACAGCCUUCACUCUCCACACAGAGUAACUACAGCUCCCAGUCAGGACAGCAUGCAGGCUGCCUGACUGACGACGCCGAGCAGGUGAAGAAAUAAACGGCGGUGACGACUCCAGCAGCACGACGGGAUCUCACACCAAGCAACAGCCCCGAGCUCUCGCUCGGGGUCCCCUUUUAUCCUGCCAGCGCUCCGCCACAGCCACACCCCCUUUCUAGAACCUACUAGCGGGUUCCCGGGCUUCCCUCACGUGGCCCCCUCUAUAACCUUUCCCUUGCAUCUCUCUCUCUGGUUUAUCACGUGACCUGCUGUCAGACAGGGCUGCUGCAACUGCAGAUCCCCUUCUCUGCCAGGGACCAGCGCUAUGCUACAUAGUGACCAAUUCUAUGUCACUACACAUACAUUAACACUGUCAGUCAAAACAGAAUACCAAAUUGUGCAUAAAAUACGAGCCAACUAUGACAGCAUUUGUUAAUGAAAACAAAUUGCUGCUUAGAUUGCAUAUUUGUAUUUCUUCAUAUUCUUGAAAUGUAAAUUGUUAUUAGACAACUUGCCCGAUAAUCUCAGAACAUGUAGCACCAAAGGCAAGCAUACAUGUUCUAACCACACUCACUUUACAAUGGAAAUGUAGGACCUGGUGUUUAAAUACACUGCUUGUUAUUUUAAGAGAGUAGCUGAAUACCUUUUAAGGCUUCUAUGCCAGACAAGGCGGCUAUUGCCUUUUGACAUGGGUAAAAUAAGAGGCAAAGGUGCAGCCCUGCAAUUGAUUGGUCACUGUACUGUUGGCUUAAGGUCCUCAACUAGUGUGAUCUCUAGCGAUCUCCUCUAAAUGUAUUUUGGCCUACUCUUUCAUGCUAGCCAGACGACUUGCAAGAGGUGUGAAUAGCCACACUCUACCCCACCACCUACUGAUCAACGUACAAGUCAUAGAAAUCCAUACAGUAAGGAAGCCUCAUGCACUCAAGUACUGGUUAAUCUCCAUGCAGGCUCUUGUCAUCUUUGCCAGAUUUGCAGAUCUCCCACACCAACUAUGCAUGACCAAGAUGAUGAAUUGGAGACAUAAUUGUUAUGUAAACACAGUGAUAAAUGUACACUCACACACUUGGAAUUAUAUUGGCUACACCUGUGGUUAGUACCGGCAAGACCUGUCUGACAUACUUGACAACUUUUGGCAGAGAGGUGCUGUGGAUGGGUCCGGUAAAAAAAAAAAUAGAAAUACAAUUUACACUGUCCUUUGUGUUCUUGCUGGGAACGUAACAGAGGGAGACAUGAUUUAAAGCUUUCGUGACUGCAGGGAUUCAUCUUCUUGGUUCUUUCGGUAAAUUCACGUAGAAGGGAAGUAAUAAAAUAAUAAAAAUAAAACAUAAUAAAAUUAUUCUCACGACGU